CUUAUAAAAAGAAGCCAAUUUGCAGUAAAGUUUGAGACGCAAAACUUAGCGGACUACCUUAUUCUAGUUUUUCAUGUAAACAGACUGAAAUUCUGCCCUUUUGCCGUUUUUCAACAUCUGUGAUUGACUAGGAUAAUUGUCUAUGAUGGGAGAACCGAGCUUUCCAUGGUCCGUUCACCGAAGCGGUGGCUUUGGCGGUAAUCUCACAGUCGUAGACAAGGUCCUUCCUGACAUGCUCCACAUGGUACACCCUCACUGGUAUCAAUUUCCACCCAUGAACCCCCUUUGGCACGGACUCCUUGGGUUCGUCAUAGGAGUACUUGGGUUCGUAUCGGUCAUGGGCAACGGCAUGGUCAUAAACAUCUUUUGCGGCGCUAAAUCUUUGCGGACUCCUUCCAACUUACUGGUAGUGAACUUGGCUUUUUCUGACUUUCUGAUGAUGUUUACAAUGUCAGCUCCUAUGGUGAUCAACUGCUACUAUGAGACAUGGGUAUUAGGUCCACUCUUCUGCGAACUAUAUGGUAUGUUUGGCUCGUUAUUUGGCUGUGCAUCCAUCUGGACCAUGACCUUCAUCGCUCUCGAUCGAUAUAAUGUUAUUGUUAAGGGAUUGAGUGCUAAACCACUGACAAAGAAAACGGCCAUGCUCAGGAUUUUGCUGAUUUGGGCUAUGGCUGGUGUUUGGACAGCGGCACCUAUGUUUGGAUGGAACAGGUACGUACCUGAGGGCAAUAUGACCGCUUGCGGAACUGAUUACCUCACACAAUCGUGGCUGAGUAAGAGCUACAUUUUGGUCUAUUCAUUCUUCGUAUACUUCCUUCCCCUCUUCACCAUCAUCUAUUCAUAUUGGUUUAUCGUGCAGGCUGUGGCCGCUCACGAAAAAUCCAUGAGAGAACAAGCCAAAAAGAUGAAUGUGGCGUCACUGAGGUCAUCUGAAGCUUCUCAGACGAGUGCGGAGUGUAAAUUGGCCAAAAUAGCCCUGAUGACUAUAACCUUAUGGUUUUUCGCAUGGACUCCAUACCUAGUCACGAACUACACUGGCAUUUUCGAAGGUGCCAAAAUAAGUCCAUUAGCUACCAUCUGGUGUUCGCUCUUCGCGAAAGCUAAUGCAGUUUACAACCCCAUCGUAUACGGUAUCAGCCAUCCUAAAUACAGACAAGAGCUCCAAAGGAGAUAUCCAUCUUUGGUUUGUGCCCCAGAACCAGAUGACACUACGUCUGCUGCAUCCGGUGCUACGAGUGUUGGUGAAGAAAAACAAAUACCCGCAUAAGCAACAUGAAAAGACAUAAUGAGAUGUAAAUAUGACUUUCGACGAAAAAAUGUAACGAAAGCGAUGUAUUUUUUAAAAGUAAUAUAGUGGAUUGAUCACGA
This is a messenger RNA of Coccinella septempunctata (seven-spotted ladybird), 1368 nucleotides long. Its product is annotated as rhodopsin. Gene Ontology annotation, cellular component: membrane. NCBI's taxonomy places the organism in Eukaryota, Metazoa, Arthropoda, Insecta, Coleoptera, Coccinellidae. Gene Ontology annotation, biological process: G protein-coupled receptor signaling pathway; phototransduction; visual perception. Gene Ontology annotation, molecular function: G protein-coupled receptor activity. The coding region runs from base 143 to 1267 and encodes 374 amino acids. The record is from RefSeq and is a predicted model, not a curated record. The transcript is spliced from 6 exons.